AUGGGCCGCCACUAUGUCGCAAUGGCUCGUGAGGGUGCAAAGUACAGUGCGGUCGUGGUAGGCGGCGGGCCCGCCGGGAUCACCAUUGUGGGAAAUCUGCUGGAGCAGCGUCUCCCGGGUCGCGUUCUUUGGGUCGAUCCCCUGUUCAAGGCGGGCCGGGUCAACGCAAAGUACCGAGAAGUUCCGAGUAACACCGCUGUCAAGCUGUUCAUCCAGUUUGCAGAGGCCGUCAAGCCCUUCCGAGAUGUCAUUAAGUCGACGCCCGAGCCCAAUGCCGUUUCGGUGCUCCGCCAGAUGCGCCAGGAUAAAGGGUGUGAACUCAGCAGGGCUGCCGACAUGAACUUGAUGCUUACCGAGGGGCUGUCCAAGACGGAUGGCGUGCAGCAAACACUGGGCUACGUCAGUGCGGCUGUCUUCAACGAGCAAGCGAACCACUGGACUGUCGCCCUGGACCAAGGCCAGAUCCCGGUGACAACCUCGAGGCUGAUCCUCUGCACCGGUUCCAGCCCCAUAUCGUUUCCCCUGCCGAUUCAGGAACGCAUGCACGACCUCAACCUCGAGUCCGUCGACCUGGACACCUGCCUCGCUCCCUCGCUCCUCCCCAAAGCUCUUUCGCCGUCCGCCACCGUCGCCGUCAUCGGCGCCUCGCACAGCGCCAUCCUCGUGCUCCGAAACCUCUACAACCUCGCCCGCGACUCCCACCCCCAACUCCGCAUCAAAUGGUUCACGCGCAACCCCCUGCGCUACGCAGUGCCGAUGGACGGGUGGAUACUGAGGGACAACACGGGCCUGAAGGGUGAAGCGGCGGACUGGGCGCGCGAGAACCUCGAAGACAACGAGUUCGCCAACUCGCCCGUGAGCAAGUACAUCCAGAAAGUGAGCAUGACAAAGGGCGACGAGGACAGCGUGUACGAAAAGGAGCUUCCGGGCUGCACGCACAUCGUCCAGGCCGUCGGGUACAAGCGGGACCCUAUCCCCAAGCUAUCCAUCCGGGAUGGCGUGGCGGGAGAGGAGCCGCUAAGCGCGUGGGUGCCUGGCCUCUUUGGCGCUGGUAUCGCGUACCCGGAGCGUGUCACUGACCCCUACGGCAACGUCGAGUACGCCGUCGGCUUUUGGAAGUUUAUGAGGUUUGCGAAGAGGGUUGUUCCGGAGUGGGUGCAAGGGCCUUGA
Molecule: messenger RNA, 1170 nt
Organism: Aplosporella prunicola CBS 121167
Lineage: Eukaryota; Fungi; Ascomycota; Dothideomycetes; Botryosphaeriales; Aplosporellaceae
Exons: 4
Coding region: 1-1170 (389 amino acids)
Molecular function (GO): oxidoreductase activity
Source: RefSeq, a predicted model, not a curated record